AUGCCGCUCAGAGAUAAAUUUCUACUCCUGACGGUUAUAGGACUAGCAAGAGCACAAUUUCCCACCUGUCCCGAAAAUCUUAGAGCUCAAGGAGAUUCAGUUUUUAUAACAAGAUGUAAUCUUGAAGAAUUCACGAUCAUCGUUGAGCCCCAGUGCUACAACAAUAUCACGACGGAAGAGGCCCACGAUUUGGAUAAGUGGAUCAUAACAUCGUACAAAGUUUCUGAGGUCGAGAACUUCGAUGCAAGUGUAAAUGCGACCUGCACUGAUGAAAAACAAAACGGACAAACAAGUUACUGGCUGAAUGGCGAGAAACAAGAGAAUGUCAACGCCGAUUACUUUAAUUUUCAACACAGUGAUUGUGGAGGAAUAGAGCUUCAGAAUCCGGAAGAUGGAACAGAUUCAUUCUAUGAAGUCUGGAUUGCGCAGCUUGAGAACGAAGGAACCAUUAUAACGGGCGAGUGGAAUGUCCGUUGUGUUGUUCAAGACGAAGAAACUGAUGCAGCAACGUAUAAUAUCGAUACAUCGAGCGAUGCUUUUGACAGCACUGGAUACAUAAACGCAUUAGCUCUUGAAAUUCAAAGCCUAGAGAGCGAGGCGCCGAGACUUGGUGAGCUUCAAAAAGUCGUCGUGAAAACAACGGCCUCCAGCGCGAAGGUCUUGUUUAACGAAACCUUCGAAUUCCGACUGGAUAGGUGCUGGGGAAACAAUGGUGAAAAUUGGCAGUCGUCGAAAUUCAAACAGAUGGUGAUUCUGGGCGAAGAGACAUCUGGUUGUCCCAACUCGCCGAUAAUAACAACUUACUCUUCAAAAGAGUUCCAAUUCAGAACUUUUAAGUUUCCCGGCAGUGACACGGUGCGAAUUCAAUGCGAAGUCAAAAUUUGCGAGAAGGGCGAAGACGGAUGUGAAGAACCAGACUGCUCGGAAGGACAAGGAAACUCCGGAAAUUCCGGAAAUUCUGGAAACACCCGAAAGAAGAGAAGCAUCGGAAGUCCGAAUGAGAAGAAAAUUUUGUUAGCUGAAGCUUUUUUCGAUUAUGAUGCCUGA
This is a messenger RNA of Oikopleura dioica, 1047 nucleotides long. The record is from the annotation of a GenBank genome assembly. Lineage: Eukaryota; Metazoa; Chordata; Appendicularia; Copelata; Oikopleuridae.